Messenger RNA from Talaromyces amestolkiae, 2193 nucleotides. RefSeq lists its product as uncharacterized. The record is from RefSeq and is a predicted model, not a curated record. Gene Ontology annotation, cellular component: nucleus. Gene Ontology annotation, molecular function: chromatin DNA binding. Bases 1 to 2193 code for a protein of 730 amino acids. The transcript has 3 exons. NCBI's taxonomy places the organism in Eukaryota, Fungi, Ascomycota, Eurotiomycetes, Eurotiales, Trichocomaceae.
AUGUACAGCGCACCUCACCAAGCCUCAGCGCCUAUGAAUGGCAUGUCUGGAGAAGUUAUUGACGGCUCGGGCACCAUCAACCCAGCCGCGCUUAAUACUGCCGCCUCACUUUCUGCGCCGACCGCAGCACCAUCGAAUCUCAGUCCGCGUGGAAUCAAGCGAAGUAGAUCUCCGGAUCAAUAUGGUGAUGCUGGGUUUGAUGGCGGCGAUCAUGAUGACCAUUCGAUACAUCAUGAUGAACACGGCCGGCGAAAGCGUGGGCGACCGCCAAAAACCUCGCGCCCAUCAAGUGCUACUGCCGCCACUACUAACUCCAACUCUCACUACGUUUCGCCUCUUCAACAUCCAUCAGCCGUAGCUGGCGCGAUGCAGACGCCGCAAUUGUCAGUUCAAUCUCUCCCAAACCAGACCUCGAUAUCCCCUCCGCAACAUUCGCCGCCUGCGAAAACGACGCCAACAAAAACGCUUGUCAAAGCGCUUCCAACAGUGCGUGAUCACACAACAGACACUCUGAAUGAAGGUCGCGACGAGUAUCUAGCUAAGGAAUGGGACGAUGCCGGCGAGAACAAAGUCGAUAUGGAUGGCUACUUGAAAGACGGUCGUGUGUAUAGAUGUCGGACCUUUCGUGUACCUGGUCGCGGAAACAAGUUAUUCAUGCUGGCAACUGAAUGUGCGCGAGUGCUCGGCUACCGCGACUCCUACCUGUUAUUCAACAAGAAUCGAUCGCUCUUCAAGAUUAUCGCGAGUCAAAUCGAGAAAGAUGAUCUGAUUCAGCAAGACAUUCUUCCAUACUCUUACAGAUCUCGCCAGAUUGCGAUUGUAACCGCUCGAUCCAUGUUCCGUCAGUUCGGCAGCCGUGUCAUAGUGGACGGUAGACGAGUCCGCGACGAUUAUUGGGAAAGCAAGGCGAGGAAGCAGGGAUUCACCGAGGAGGAUUUGGCGGGAGAGAAGCGGCCUGGUGCCGCCAAAGCUCGCGACGCAGCAGCAGCAGAGGCCGCUGCAAAUGCCGGUAUUCUGCCAGGCCUGGGUCAAAAUGAUAUCGUGUACAGCAGUGCAAUCGAAGGAAUGCCGCAUCUUCCUCCCGGUCUAGCAGGCCAUGGAGGUGUUUCGCUUGCGCCUCUUCCGAUGAUUCACCUAGCGCCUACGACAGAUGAUCCAAGAUUGCGAGAAUAUAGCUCUAUGCCCCGUCCUCGGCAGGAGAUGACAGGGCAGGCAUAUCAAGACCGCUCUCAACCCAGCACAAUGGCGGAGAUUCGCAACCAAGCUACGCACACUGCAGAGUUUAACAAGAUCUUAAAUAACCAGCGAGCGUUUAGGCAAAAGGGCUUGGAGGAGUUUUAUACAACGCCUCGUGAAGUACCAACAUCUUCCCCAGCUCAUUUAGGUCAAGCCGAUGUAAUCGCUGCUACUGCUGCUGCACCAGCCUCGUCCUUGCAAUCACCACAAAUGACAUCUUCGGGCGCCAUCAUGAACCAGGCAUCGCAGCAACACCGUGGUGUCCUCCAACAACCCACACAAAUGAUGACUCAACCAUCUCAAGCCGCAUACAGUCAACAGCAGCAGGCAGUCUCACAAGUAACCGCACAGUCACCGUUAGGGAAUAACAUGCAUGGCAUUCGGCCUGAUGCGCUUCACUCGAGGCAAGCUAAUGCAGCGGCGCUGUCAUCAGCAGCAUCACAGACACCAUACGGCUAUCAAUCGCAGGCGCAGCCGAUUUGGGGACAGCCACCGCCUCAACCACAGCACCAACAACCAGCCCUGUCCGCGUCACCUCACAUGGGAAUGCCACAGUACGCAGGGCAAAUGCAGCAACAAAGUCCGUCGCCACACCCGAGCGGUGGUCAACCGCAUCCGUCGCAGUCGCCGCACAACCAGGCACGACCCACACAAGCCAUGCCCCAAGGUAUGCAGAUGCACCCACAGGUUGGGCAACCUGGUAUGCCAUCAAUGGGAUACCAAGCUGGAGGCGUGGCGUAUAGCAACGUACCGAACCCUCGAGCCAUGUAUGCACAAGCUCAAUCUCCAGUUCAACAGCAGUUUGUGCCUGCUCAAGCGGGUGGAAUGACGAUGGCGAUGGGAGCUGGAGUAGGCAUGCCCGGUUGGCCAUCUCCAGCAGGAAGCGGACAUAUACAACCCGGGCAACCGCAACAAGGUCAAUCCGGCAGUCCAUUGGGGGGAUGGUCCAGUUAUUAG